Messenger RNA from Gamsiella multidivaricata, 1611 nucleotides. RefSeq lists its product as uncharacterized. NCBI's taxonomy places the organism in Eukaryota, Fungi, Mortierellomycota, Mortierellomycetes, Mortierellales, Mortierellaceae. The transcript has 7 exons. Bases 1 to 1611 code for a protein of 536 amino acids. The record is from RefSeq and is a predicted model, not a curated record.
AUGUCAAACACUCAGCUCUCGUGGAAGGCCCUCGGGGACAUGAGGGUAGGGAUCUUUUUCAAGGUCACUCCCUGUCAUAGCUGGAAUGACGCGUUGACAUUCUUUAAGGUCUCGUCGAAGCAGGAGACGGUUGAGGCGUACUUUGGGACAUACAGAAAUGGACUGAUAACUAUCGCAGAAGACGUGCAGGCACCAGAGGGGGUCAGGGAGCGGGCUAAAAGCCUCCUGUCGACCACGAAUGUCGAGCUAUUCCGCCGUAAAUACGAGGCAUGGCGGCUCCAGUCGGAGAAGGAUGAAGCCAAGCAAAGUCUCGCAGAAGGCUAUGCCUCGCUCGCCAAGGGGGCCGGGAGCAUGUUAAAAGAUGGUGAAUCAUCAUCAUCGUCAUCACCACCAUCAUUAUUAUCAUCAUCACCAAGUUUCAAGAAGCGGAAGCGAACGACCACGGACGGAGGCUCGACGUCGACGACGAUCACGACCAGUACAGAGCCCGAUCUGAGCAGCCGAAAAGAGCGCUUUGCCGCGAUGGAUCAGUCACAAUUCUGGGAGCUCAGAAGCGGCAGAACUGUUGAAGAGAUCCUCUACAAUGCAAGCCUGAAGCGGGAGGCCAAUUUCAAAAUGCGGUCAUAUACGAUUGACUUUGGCUGUGAGAGGACGAAGGCGCUCUUUACCAAGGAUGAGUGGAAGGAGAUGAAGGAGCUGGAUGACUUCCAACUCCCCAAAUUACCAGAGUCGACCGAGAGGUAUCUGCGUGACGUCAGGAAAGCUCUUGUCAAAGGACAGCAUGUCGCGUCGGUGCCUGUCCCGGAAGAAGACCGUUAUUCGUGCGAGCUGGUGCUGAGGACGCAGCUGUACAUCACAAAGCCGUGUCCAUUUGGCAACAAAGAUCUGUCAGAGUCGUUCUGGUGCAGGGAGGCGUGGCCGAUCAUGAAGGGCUUGUUGUCGGAUGUGGACGGGCUGACAAUGAUUGAUGGAGAAAAGGCGGGUCUGGAGUCAGGGAAGAGGAGGAACAUGGGGCGCAAGGUCGACAUGGAGGCCCCCACACCGCGCAAACAGAGUGGACGGAAGCUGGAUCUGGUAGCCAGAGACACAACUAACAAGCGCGACUGGUUUGUGGUAGAGAGUCUCAAAGAGUGGGAUGAGGUGUCGACCAAGUUCUUGCGCGAACUUGAUGUGACGCUGUUCAAAGACCUCCACCUCAUCGCAUUCCACCGGCUACAGGAACAGCCCAGUUCCUUAUUCUGCAGCCAGGCGCGUUUCUUUGCAAUAUACUCUGGAAGCCGAGGUUUCAAGACGAUGGAGAUGAGGGCGUGCCCCUCCAGUGCCUACAUCAUGCUAUUGCACUUGUACGACUCGCACCUGCUACCCUCCACUACCGCAACAUGGAAGCUUCAGGCCCAGGGACUCGCCCACCUAUUGCAAGUCAGGGGCUGUAUCAUGAGGACGGUGGAGAUGUAUGAGGCGUAUUCGAGAGAGGAGAGUGAGGACGACAAGGAGGAUGAGGGCCAUGAUAGCGAUGGUGAGUGGCUGUACUCUUCAUCAGCAAACCAUGUUUUCGAUGAGACUCUCGGUAGCUCUCCCAUGGGUCCUGCGUCAUUAGUCUUUUACUCUUAA